AUCCCAAGACCGGCAAGGGGGUGCAGCUACACUGACUGUAGAUAUCUACCAACAGGCAACACACUACAAAAAGUGCGAAAGUACGAAUGUUGAGUUCAACAAGAAACUACAAUUUUCUGUAGAUGCUUCAUUGGAGUUGCACAGUUGUGCUGCUCUUUAUCCUUUGGACCACACUUUUAUUGUAACUAGCGUGCAUUGUUGCUGCACCCGGCUAGUGGAUGACAUUUCCUGGCAAUCCAAAGUUGCCGGUGGACUGUACGACGAAUAACCCUCCGCUUUCUUUACAAUCUUCAUCAUCCGUCAAAAUAGACCGUCCGGCUCCAGGAGGCCUCGACGCGGGCCGGACAGCGUCCACAUACAGCUCUGAGAGGAUCCCUUCAUCCCGAAGUUUGCCUCGUCAUCAGCAAUCUCAUCCUGCUGGCCACCAUCAGCAAGGUCACCAUCGCCCAGCUGGUCACCACCAGCCACAGUCGUCCGGCUCACCUCGCUCUCAAAGAUGGGUACCACCGUCCGCGGCCGCACAUGCUGAUGACAAGUCUGGAAAUCCAGAACAAGCCAAGCGUCGUGUCCGAGCAAUACUAAACAAACUAACCCCAGACAAAUUUGACAAGCUCUGCAAUGAAUUGGUCCAGGUGGGCAUUGAGUCCAAGGAUCUGCUCAAAACUGUGAUCCUAUUGAUUUUCGACAAGGCUCUCGAUGAACCCAACUACAGUUCCAUGUACGCACAGCUGUGCGUACGCCUCAACGAUGAAGUCGGAACAUUUGACAACCCCUCCGGAAAUCCAUCAAAAACGGUAUUCCGACGUCUGCUGCUUGCCAAAUGCCGGGAUGAGUUUGAGAAUCGCACUAAAGCUUCUGCAGACUAUGACGCACGAGACCAGCUGUCGCCAGAAGAGGAGGAAGCACGAGCAGACGCCAAACGCAAGAUGCUGGGGAACAUCCGCUUUAUCGGAGAGUUGGCCAAACUUGACAUGUUGGCCGAGUCCAUCCUACAUCGCUGCGUCCAGCAGCUGCUGGAAACGAAGCGCGUUAUCGCCGACCAAGCGGAAAACUCCGAGUGCUUGUGUAACUUGCUCAAAACAAUCGGCGCCAAAAUGGACACGGAGAAAGCGAAGGGCCUGAUGGACCAGUACUUCAGUAGGAUUGAGCAAUUCUCUAAGAACGAGGAGAGACUACCACCUCGCAACCGCUUCAUGCUUCUGGAACUCAUUGAGCUGCGUGCAAACCUUUGGCGGCCUCGCAGGGUUGUCGCGGAAGCCCAACCUGCACCGCGAACUAUUAGUGAAGUGCGUGAAGAAGCUUAUCGGGAGUUUGGGUAUCGCGGGCACAUGCCUCGUGGUGGUGGUAAUCGUGGCCACAGCAAUUCUCCCGCUCACGGUGGUGGCAGUGGCCCCUCCGAUUUCAUGGCUGGUAACGACUUUGGGCAGAACCAGGGCCACUCCAUCUUCCGUCCAGACUUCGUUUCAGCCAAUCAAUCAAGUGGCAACUCUUACAGCCAAUCUGGAGGCUGGUCGCAUGGCAAUGGCCCACCGUUGUCAGACCGUGAAGAGAUGCUACGUGGAACUCUGUUUGAUAUAGAGUCAGUCUCAGCGUCACCUGGUCUGACCAACGUUGACAGGCACGGAGCGCCGUUGCCGCAUCCCGCUGUAGUUGCUGCGAAUGCUGGCAGGGGCCGAGGGCAAAAUUCACCCAGAAUCAUGCCAACAGUGACCAUGAAGAAUGACGAAGAGCUCAGCCUGCGGCCAUCUCGACCAGCUGGAGUCGGUGGACGGCCACCGGCAGCAGGCGGUGCAGCAGGCAGGGUGGGCAGCGGAGGCAACCCCAUGGCAAGCCCGGCCAAUGCUGGUCGCGGUGGUGCUCCACAGGGAGUUGAUGCGCAUGGCCGUCCCAUGGCGGGGGCAGUAUCCAGCAUCACCGGCACUGGGUCGUCACGUGGCGCCACUUCGCCAGCUGUUAUGCCAGCGCCAUCAGUGGUCAAGAAGAAGACAAAGUCCAAAAAGCCAUCUCGCAAGGAGCUACAGAAGCUGACGAUCUCCAUGUUGGAUGAGUAUGUGAGCGUUCAGGAUGACAAGGAAGCACUGCUGUGUGUGGAAGAAAUGGCCGCCCCUUACUUUGCAGACGAGCUGGUCUUAAUCAUUCUCAAUCAGACGAUUGAAUCGCAAAGUGACAAAAGAACCAUAGCAUGUAACCUACUGUCGAAACUGCACGCCGCGGACUACAUCAGUGUGGCCAACUUUGUCCAGGCAUUUGAAGAUCUCCUCAAUCGCCGCGCCGAGUUGAUUAUCGACGUUCCCAAAGUGGACCAGUACAUCAGCGAGUAUCCAUCACACGGUCUUGCCAGUGGCUGGUUGAAGCUCACUGACAUCAUGAAAGCGUUUGUGGAUGGCAAAAACUUCCCCAUUUUCUUUCAUAUUGUGUCAUCGCUGUCAUCACUGACCAGCAAGGAGUGUGUCAAGGAGGAAGUGGCUGCGCUCAAAACACCACUCUUGACCAUGAUGCCAGAAACUAAGAGAACUGUGGACAAUUUGUUUGACAUCCUGGAGAGCUUGAAUGUUUCUUUCAUCCUGCCUCUGCACGAGGUACGGGGCGGUCUGCGAGAGCGCCUCUCAGCUGAUGAUGUUGACGGCAUGGCUGUGGCAGAGUGGCUCAAGUCUGCAGCUGAUGAUGAGCUGCGCAGGAGCGAUGAGUUCAUCAUGAUGGUCAUGUUCUGCGUCUUGCGUGCUGUAACGAGCAGAUUCUCCCUUUGCGAAGGCGUUGAUCCCACCGUAGCCCUAGACAAGACCGCUGCUGAGUCUGAGAAAGCUUUCUUUUCUAAGCUUCAGAACAUCAUUCAGUCAUCUGUGCAGGACAACUCGUCUCUGCAGCUAUCACUCAUCUUUGCUCUGCAAGCAUUCUGCUACCAACACGACUUCCCCAGAGGUAUGCUACUGCGCUUCUUCGUUUCCCUGUAUGAGUUGGACUUGGUUGAAGAAGAAGUCUUCAUUUCGUGGAAGGAGGACACCAAGAGUAACGUGCCAGGAAAGGGAAAGGCUCUAUUUCAGGUCAACAACUGGCUUACAUGGCUUCAGAAUGCCGAAGAAGAGUCGGAAUCAGACUAGUUUGUCUUUGUCGUCUACCAAUUCGCCAACCAACCACACACCGGUAUGUCGUGUCGUUCUUGUACCGAAGCACUUCGAUGUAGUUCUCCUGUCGGCCCGUUCUCUCAGUAGGCCGUCUCGUUUUAGACCUGUACGACUGGCUUGCAUACCAGACGUCUGCCCUCUGCCUUUGCUACUCAGCGACAUCAGUAUUUAUAUCCACUACCUGUUUGUUUGUCUCCCUGUACCACCGCUGCUGUUCUGAUUAUUUGCUACACGCUUUUGGACCAGUGCAGACAGCUCAUGAUCCAUUAUUGUGAAUGACCCUUUUAUGGGCACGUGAAAAGGAACACUGUGUUCUGUAGCCUGCAAUCUCUGUUCAUUGCAUGCCUGUAUGCGAAUAGAGCAUGAUGCAGUGUGGUCCUAGUUCUGCUAGCAAUAUCCAGCAUCUGUUUCAACAUGUCCUGGCGGAUGUUGUGCUCGUGACAUCGUAGUGCUGUCUCUACUCUUGUUCGCGGUGGUGCUUUGUGAUUUAUAGUGCCAAUCUUUGCUUGCCGGACGCGUGUCUGUCUCGCUUUCGUUCCUUUCCUGCUCCGGUGCUGUUCUCUUCUUUGCUUGCACUGCCUUGCUCGUUGCGUCGUCAGCAGACAGCCGUGUUUGUGAAGAACGCGCUAACAUUAACACUGCAUUACUAGACCUUCUGCUGGUCGUGAUAGUUUUGUUGGCGCACUAUAGACCCUGAUCAUGCGCUCGAUACGUUCUCAUCCCUGCAGAGCCUGCGCAUUGCCAGUAGUUCAGUUCUUUUGUAUUUAACUUGUUUUCUUUCCUGUAAGACAGCCAAGCAAGAGCGAUCAACAACAUGCUACUACCGUUCUGCUGUCGCUGUCGUUGUCGUCGGCGUCACCUUUGCUUUCACAUUGUUGCCAUGACUACUGUAAUUCCGGCCAGUGCCAUCACCAUGA
This is a messenger RNA of Sycon ciliatum, 4039 nucleotides long. RefSeq names its product eukaryotic translation initiation factor 4 gamma 2-like. The transcript has 28 exons. NCBI's taxonomy places the organism in Eukaryota, Metazoa, Porifera, Calcarea, Leucosolenida, Sycettidae. The record is from RefSeq and is a predicted model, not a curated record. Gene Ontology annotation, cellular component: eukaryotic translation initiation factor 4F complex. Gene Ontology annotation, molecular function: translation initiation factor activity; mRNA binding; protein binding. The coding region runs from base 219 to 3098 and encodes 959 amino acids.